CACCAUUUUCCACUUCAACACUCGCCAACACACAGCUCACCAGCAGACGCCCGGAGAAAGAAUCCCAUCGACAGAGAAGCAGAAAUUAGCUUAGCUAGCAAUGGUGAUGGCGGCGGCAGCGCGGCGGGACGCGGAGGCAGAGCUGAACCUGCCGCCGGGGUUCCGGUUCCACCCGACGGACGAGGAGCUGGUGGCGCACUACCUCUGCGCGCGCGCCGCCGGCCGCGCCGCGCCGGUGUCCAUCAUCGCCGAGCUCGACCUCUACCGGUUCAGCCCGUGGGAGCUCCCGGAGAGGGCGCUCUUCGGCGCCCGGGAGUGGUACUUCUUCACGCCGCGGGACCGCAAGUACCCCAACGGCUCCAGGCCCAACAGGGCCGCUGGGGCCGGCUACUGGAAGGCCACCGGCGCCGACAAGCCCGUCGUGCAUGCCGGGAGGACCGUCGGGAUCAAGAAGGCGCUCGUCUUCUACCACGGCAAGCCGCCGCGAGGGGUCAAGACGGACUGGAUCAUGCACGAGUACCGCCUCGCCGACGCAUCCUCCUCCGCCGCUGCCAAGAAGAAGAAGAGCAAUGACGGCACGCUCAGGCUCGACGACUGGGUGCUCUGCCGCCUCUACAACAAGAAGAACGAGUGGGAGAAGAUGCAGCAGGACAAGGCGGCCAUGGCUGCGGAGGCGUCACAAUCAGCCUCGUGCGGGGAGACGCGGACGCCUGAGUCGGAGAUCGACAACGACCCCUUCCCGGAGCUGGAGGACUCGCUGCCGGCAUUACAGGGGAUAAUGGGGACGACAGACACCAUACUGCCCAAGGAGGAGGUGCAGGAGCUGGACAACGACUGGCUCAUGGGGAUCAACCUCGACGAUCUGCAGCUUCCCUGGGACGACUCCUACGCCUCCUUCCUGUCGCCGGUGGCCGCGAUGAAGAUGGAGCAGGACCUCACCCCAUUCUUCUGAACUCUCCGCUCUCACCCACGUGCGCGGUGCGGCGUAACUGUAGAUAGAGUAGUUCAGACUAUUUUUAUGCCUUAACUUUAGAUAGGACUAGCACAAAACCCGUGCGUUGCUACGGUGUCAGUAUUAAAUCAAAUAAGUAUGUUUCAUAUAUUUAUAUAUGUGUGUCAUCAAAACAAAUAGAAUAUAUCGUUUACAUAACCAA
Molecule: messenger RNA, 1154 nt
Organism: Lolium perenne
Lineage: Eukaryota; Viridiplantae; Streptophyta; Magnoliopsida; Poales; Poaceae
Product: NAC domain-containing protein 67
Biological process (GO): regulation of DNA-templated transcription
Molecular function (GO): DNA binding
Source: RefSeq, a predicted model, not a curated record